Corvus hawaiiensis (hawaiian crow) is the source of this 1865-nucleotide messenger RNA. RefSeq names its product hematopoietically expressed homeobox (gene HHEX). Gene Ontology annotation, molecular function: DNA-binding transcription factor activity, RNA polymerase II-specific; RNA polymerase II cis-regulatory region sequence-specific DNA binding. The record is from RefSeq and is a predicted model, not a curated record. The transcript is spliced from 4 exons. Bases 30 to 872 code for a protein of 280 amino acids. Lineage: Eukaryota; Metazoa; Chordata; Aves; Passeriformes; Corvidae. Gene Ontology annotation, biological process: regulation of transcription by RNA polymerase II; cell differentiation.
CGCGGGGGUGCGCGGGCGGCGACCGCGCCAUGCAGUACCAGCCACCGGGCGCGGCGCCGGCGGCCCUGGGCGUCGGCGUCCCGCUGUACGCGCCCACGCCGCUGCUCCAGCCCGCGCACCCCACGCCCUUCUACAUCGAGGACAUCCUGGGCCGCGGCCCCGCCGCUGCCCCGGCCCCCCACUCCCUGCCCGCCCCGCCGCCGCCAACGCUGCCGUCGCCCAACUCCUCCUUCACCAGCCUGGUGUCCCCGUACCGGACCCCCAUCUACGAGCCGACCCCCGUCCACCCGGCCUUCUCCCACCACCUCGCCGCCACCUAUGGCACCGGCGCCUACGCCGGGCCCCUCUACUCCUUCCCCCGCGCCGUCGGCGACUACGCGCACGCCCUGAUCCGGCAGGACCCCCUGGGGAAGCCGCUGCUGUGGAGCCCCUUCAUCCAGCGGCCGCUGCACAAGAGGAAGGGGGGGCAGGUCCGCUUCUCCAACGACCAGACCAUUGAGUUGGAAAAGAAGUUCGAGACGCAGAAAUACCUCUCUCCGCCGGAGAGGAAGCGCCUGGCCAAGAUGCUGCAGCUCAGCGAGAGGCAGGUGAAAACGUGGUUUCAGAAUCGCAGAGCCAAAUGGAGGCGUCUAAAGCAGGAGAACCCCCAGGCCACCAAAAAAGAAGAAGUAGAAGGUGCUGACAGUCACAGUGACCAAAGGCCGGAGAGCUGCCAGAGCCCCGAGCAGAAGGGUAAGGAGGUCUCUCUGGAUGGCUCACAGUACACCCCCUCACCAGCCUCACAGGAGGACCUGGAGUCAGAUGUCUCUGAUGACUCUGAUCAAGAAGUGGACAUUGAAGGCGAUAAAGGCUAUUACAAUGCUGCCCACUAACAGCCCCAUGCAGAGAGCGGACCCUAACUCGGCUUGCACUUUACCAGGGGCUGGUUUGAAAGAAUAUUGUGCUGCAGGAGAAAACUUUCACCGUUACACUGAAAGAAAAAAAGCAUCACCAAAUAGACUCAUUUUAUAAUAAGCAGAGAAAGAAAGAUGUAUUUUCUGCAAACAGUUCAGUUUUGGCAUCUCUAAUUUGGUUAAAGGACCAUGGUUUGUAUUUAAUUAUUUGUAAGAUAUGUUUGUACAAUAAUCAAUGUUCUAACUGGAAUAUAAUUCUGCACCCUGUCCUUGCUCACGGUGGUGGAGAGGGUCUGAAUCAGCUGCUGUCAGUGAUCAGGCAAAACUCUAGCUAGUGUGGAAGUGAGUAUGGAUUGCAGGACUAAGCCCUUUAUAUGUGUAAACAAACGUACUUUAAAUAGAUUAAUUUAAAUGCCCUUUUUAAGCAGAAAAAUAUGUUCUGUGAAAUAGGGAGGGAUUUGACCAUCCCAAGAAGUGCCUUAUGCUUGCACCCUUUUAUGUGCCGUGGUGCUCUCUACUGAGACAUCCCUCCAUUUGUCAGGUAGAGUUGUUGGACAGAUUCCUUUUUCCUCUUGUGUGAGAUGAAAUGUGCCUUCUCAGAUUUUUGAGAACCUUGCCUCACAGUUUGGAUGGUUCCAUUUGCAGAAAAAAAAUUACUUUCCUCCUUUAAAAUCUCUAGCACUGUUUUUUAUGGAUUUCAUAUUUGAAGAGAAAAUGCAAGGAGCGAUAGGGCCCUACUGCAGGAGAGAAACUGGCAUCAGCUGUGGGGCAUAAGUGAGGCACACAGGUGUGGGAAGAUAAUGCCUAUCUGCUUCUGUACAUAGUAGUUUUGUUUAAAAGUCUUGUGGUUUUAUACCUCACAUUGUUCAUAUUUUGUACAUAUUUGUUCAGUGUUAAAAAAAAAAGGCAAAACCUGGUAUUUAAUUUUUGAUGGACAUAUCUGUGAAAUAAACCUAAAUUCUGCACCACUCA